UUUUCACGUUCACUUCGCGAUGGGACAACGACACGGUGAUCUAUAGUCUAUGCGACAGAGCUCUCCGGCAUGAGCCCAGGAUUAUGACAAUUCAGUGGUAUUGUCAAGUCUUGAUCGAGUCUGGACGCUACUGGACACAUGUCUCUGUUCGGCGGCGAUGACAUCGAUGCGCCGUCGCAAGAUGUAUCGAUGCACGAUGCUUCUGCAUCAGAUGCGGGUUCAAGUUUGAGCAGUACCAGUGAACAAGACUUCGCUGGCCAGUCGUAUGCCCGACAAGAAGCUCAAGAAGAACAUGGUGACGACAUCAGCGAUUACGAGACUGAAUCAGACGCCGAAUAUCGUGGCCGGCCAAACGCGUACAAAGGACACGCCGAGACCUGGCAAAGGUAUACAGCUCAAGAUCGCGCAAUCUAUUCCGGACUCCAAUUUGUGCGAGCAGAUGAUCUUAGUGCGCAUCUAUAUAACGCGUUCGCACUUACGUACAGGUUCAGGAAUGGCGAAGACUUUUCCGAAAGCCUAACAAAUCUGCGGCAUAAAAGUCUUUGGAUCGCCGCAGAGCAGAGAAAACAAUGGACUCCCCCAAAGUGGUGGACACAGUGGCCUCUUCCACCAGAUUGCGUUCCUAGUGCCAAGGAGGUUUAUGGUAGAGGAGGCGGCAGAACCGAGAAGUUCAACCGGACUUCACCUCACGAACAGAGGAACUUGGCAUAUGGAGAUCUCAUUGAGAUAAUGCUAGGUCAUUUACUGCGAAUGUCGAGGGAAAUUUGGACAAAUCGUGUCUGGGACGUGGAUGAGACCGAGCAUAGAGCACCCAAAAAGCGAAAAACACUGUCUGACAAAGCGAGCCGGCUCAAAAUCUCCAGUAGUGGCGCUGAAGAUGAAUAUCACUCUGCAUCGACAUCUUCUGAGGGUUCCAAAAAUCGACUAGAUCAGGAAUCUGACAGUAGCUCAGAUUCCGCUUCCAGCUAUUUCGCACCUCCUCGUCCACAGUCACAAGCAAUAGAACGUGAUCCCUUUGGUAGCAGUAGCUCCGAAGAUGAACCACAUGACGUCCAGCCUGUUGAUUCAAUGGAUAGUGCCAAUGAAAGUGGCUUUCGUGCUAAAUCUACACGUACACGGUCUCGAUCUGCCACGACCCGUCGCUCUGCUCGCUCGGAUACUGAAUUCAUGUCAACCACACCUUCUGGAUCUCGAACUGGCACUCCUGUUCCACCGCACUUUUCCAAGCCAGAGAUAAUGGCAGAUGAAGAGAAAGCACGACAAAUUCUACAGCCAUCUAUAAAUUCUCUGAUAUCGAACCUGGACCGUCUUCUUUGGGGUCUUGAUCUGUCAUAUCACACCAAGACUCAGUCCGCACGCAGGACUGGGGCUUCUGAGCAGCCAUUGUUCGAAGACCAGUAUCAACUAGACCCUGAUCUAACAUCAGCUCCGGACCCCAAAGCGAGUUCAAGCAAGACGCCGAGGAAAAGAGGUCGACCUCCCAAAAUGAAGCCUAUUCCUGACCCAGCCGCAUCGCCAAAGCGUGGAGGAGGAAGACCAUCAAAAUAUCCCAAGCCUCUCCCUGGAGAGUCCUACUAUAUGAUGAAGAAACGUGUCCAUAGAGAGCGGGCUCAGAUAAGAAGCGACAUCAUCGGAGAGCCAACAUCAUCAAGACCUGCGUCUCCUUCAAACACAGUACCCAACCGCCAGGCUCAAGAAGCACCUCAGCCCAUACCAAUGCCCGACCCACAAAAUCCAUCGCCUUCACGGCCAACCUCACCCCAUUCCUCCGAGCCACCCAGCCCCAGCUCAAAGAACCAUCCCAAAACGCGAGACUGGAGCGAGGUCCUCGGCGUAGCUUCGCUCUGCGGCUGGAACGAAGCCGUAGUUGCCCGCGCAGCAGCACGAUGUGCCAGUCUCUUCGGCGAAAGCAUGGCUUUCAGAACCCUGCACGAAAACACCAAGAUGGGCGACACAGAAGAGCCAUUCCAGUACCACGCAGACAUCAUACCCGCGUUCGGAGAACUCGAGAGCAGUUCCGAUGAAGCCACCACAAGUAAAGGGCACAAGAUGAGGCGCAAGUCUAACACUACUGUCCGUCCUCGUCUCGAUCCACACUCGCCAUUUUGUCCUCAUGAGGAGUGCUAUGCUCAUACGCGAGGCUUCCGGAAUCACUACGGCGUGAUCGAACACCUGAUGAAAGUCCAUGCCUAUGACCCCAGGGAAGAUGCGGAUGUACAGUCUUCCGAGGUGGAAGGUGGAGUACAUGUCGACGGCUAUAUGAAACCUGUCUGGAAGCACAACGACGAAAAGGCAAGGCCGAACAAAACGACCCCGAAGAAGGAGCCCGUGCGGAGUGGAACUACAGGAUAGAUACCCCAAUAGAGAACGAAAGGCGGCGCCUCUGAAUAAGAGAUUUCGAGUCGCUAAUCGCGCGAUUUUGUACAUGCCAACAUGAACCUCAGUACAUAAAAGCAACACAAGACAUCAAGCUGAGUUAAUAACCGACGACACUUUGAUCAUGAAACGUGUGUAACGAAGCACGACUCGUGAUUACGCGCUAUCUACCAAAGUUACGCCCCCUUCCGAAGCAUGA
Pseudovirgaria hyperparasitica is the source of this 2575-nucleotide messenger RNA. RefSeq lists its product as uncharacterized. The transcript has a single exon. The record is from RefSeq and is a predicted model, not a curated record. Bases 139 to 2352 code for a protein of 737 amino acids. Lineage: Eukaryota; Fungi; Ascomycota; Dothideomycetes; Acrospermales; Acrospermaceae.